GGAGAGCGGGGAGCGGCCUGAGCACGCCUGGCGCUGGGCCGCGGCCUCGGUUGCGGGCUGCAGCCGCCGGGGGACCGCUCGGAGCCCUCUCGGGAGCCGCGAGCUCCGUCAGCUGCGUGAGUUUGUUUUCGGGGCAGCGGUGCCCGCGCGCCGCCUCCUGCUCCGUGCCGAGUGCGGCCGGCUCCUCCCGCUGCGGGCUGCGGGCUCGUCGCGCUUCGGACGCUUUGUCGUAAUGGAGCUCUGAUGAGGCAACGGGGGAGGCUUUGUGGAAGGAAUGCGGGCUUUGGGUGUAUUCGGCGGCGAGGAGCCUGACGGCCUGUUUGUGUGUGCUGUGUGUUCUGCGUCCCCCGCCCGGCCGUGCGGCUCAGGUUUCGUUUGGACUUUGCUUGGUGUUGAGAAAUGGGAGAGAUAGAAGGAACAUACCGGGUCCUGCAGACUCCUGGCUCUCGUUUGGGCGUCCAGAAGAACUCUGGGGUGAGCACUUUGGAGCCGGGACAGAAUCUCUCUACUGCAAUGGCAUUAUCGCCUGCCAAAACACAUGAGAGGGACCUACAGAUCAAGAUAAAGAUGUUGGACAACACGGUGGAAGUACUUGACAUUGAGUCAAAAUAUUAUGGGCAGGCAUUAUUGGCAGAAGUUUACAAGCACCUGAAUUUAAUUGAAUCGGACUACUUCGGAAUUGAGUUCCAGAACAUCCAGUCGUAUUGGAUUUGGCUGGAACCUAUGAAACCUGUUAUUAAACAAGUACGGAGACCAAAGACUACAAUGCUUCGUCUGGCUGUAAAGUUCUUCCCUCCAGACCCAGGCCAGCUGCAAGAGGAAUAUACAAGGUAUCUGUUUGCUUUGCAAAUCAAAAGAGACCUGGCAGAGGAGCGACUAACCUGCAGUGACAACACGGCAGCUCUUCUCAUCUCUCAUCUCCUGCAGUCUGAAAUUGGGGAUUUUGAUGAAUCAGAGGAUCGAGAACACCUUAAAGUAAAUCGAUAUUUGCCAAACCAGGAAAGAAUCCAAGGGAAGAUCCUGGAGUUCCACAGGAAACACGUGGGUCAAACUCCUGCCGAAUCAGACUUCCAAGUGCUUGAGAUUGCUCGGAAGCUGGAGAUGUAUGGCAUCAGAUUUCACCUUGCAUCUGACCGCGAGGGCACAAAAAUUAACCUCGCUGUUUCACACAUGGGUGUGCUGGUAUUCCAGGGUAAUACGAAAAUCAAUACCUUUAACUGGUCCAAGGUCCGUAAGCUAAGCUUCAAGAGGAAGAGAUUCCUUAUUAAACUCCAUCCAGAGGUCUGUGGCCCAUACCAAGAUACACUGGAGUUCCUUUUGGGAAGUAGGGAUGAAUGUAAAAACUUCUGGAAAAUCUGUGUUGAAUACCAUACGUUUUUUAGGCUCUUUGAUCAGCCAAAGCCAAAGGCUAAAGCGGUCUUCUUCAGCAGGGGGUCAUCAUUCAGAUACAGUGGACGAACACAGAAGCAGCUUGUGGAUUACAUUAAAGACAGUGGGGUGAAGAAAACUCCGUAUGAAAGGAGGCACAGCAAAGUCAGAGUGUCCACUCACACUUCGAACACAGACGUGCCAAAACAGAGCGUCGCGUUCCCUGAGGGCUUGAGGACCCCGGGCUCUCCUGCCGCAGCGACUGUCCCCCUCCACUCCGUUCAUUCCUCAGCUGCUUCUACCAUCCUGCCCAUCUUUGCAGAACCCAGCCCUUCCUCCUUGGACCCCCGAGCACCGUACACGAGGAUUCCAGACAAAAACACCACAAUGCCCGCAGAAGAAACGGGGAGGAAACUGGUGCAGCAGCCUGGAUCUCCCAUGUUCCAGUCAUUCCAAGGCCUCCCAGUGGACCAUUCUCAGCUCUCCUCCCUCGUGCUGAAGAGCCCCCUGGGUUUGAACCCAGCAUUCCCUGUGAACCUGAAUGCAGCCGGCCAGGGUUCGUCUCCUCUCCUGAGCCCUGUCCUCAGUGAUGCUGGUGGUGCCAGGAUAGAAGAGGAUGAUGAGAUGAAACGUAAGCGCUAUCCAACCGACAAAGCAUACUUCAUUGCUAAGGAGAUUCUUGCUACAGAACGGACGUAUUUAAAGGACCUGGAAGUUAUUACAGUAUGGUUUCGCAGUGCUGUUAUCAAGGAGAAUGCAAUGCCAGAGGGCCUGAUGACGUUACUCUUCUCUAACAUAGACCCAAUCUAUGAGUUCCACCGAGGCUUUCUGAAGGAGAUUGAGCAAAGGCUUUCGCUCUGGGAAGGAAAGACAAAUGCUCACGUGAAGGGAGAUUACCAACGCAUCGGAGAUGUCAUGCUCAGGAACAUGCGCACUCUGAAGGAGUUUACAAGUUACUUGCAGAAGCAUGACGAGGUCCUGACAGAACUGGAGAAAGCAACCAAACGCCUGAAGAAACUGGAAAUGGUUUAUAAGGAGUUUGAGCUGCAGAAAGUUUGCUAUCUGCCACUCAACACUUUUCUCCUCAAGCCAAUCCAGAGGCUGAUGCACUACAAGCUGAUCCUGGGGAGGCUUUGCAAGCACUACACGGCGGAGCACCGGGACUUUGCAGAUUGCCGGAAUGCCCUGAAGGAAGUGACAGAGAUGACCUCCCAGCUACAGCACAGCCUUAUCCGCUUGGAGAAUUUCCAGAAGCUGACAGAGCUGCAGCACGACUUGAUUGGUAUAGACAAUCUCACAGCACCUGGUCGGGAAUUUAUCCGGGAAGGCUGCUUGUACAAGCUCACUAAAAAGGGGUUACAGCAGCGGAUGUUCUUUCUGUUCUCAGAUAUGUUACUUUACACAAGCAAAGGGGUCACAGGGACAAAUCAGUUCAAAAUUCACGGACAUCUUCCUCUGCAUGGCAUGCUGGUGGAGGAGAGUGAGAAUGAAUGGGCCGUCCCACACUGCUUCACAAUCUAUUCAGCACAGAAGACCAUAGUGGUGGCAGCAAGCACCCGCUUGGAGAUGGGGAAGUGGAUGGAAGACCUAAACAUGGCAAUUGAAAUGGCCAAGAAAUCCACGGAGAAAUCUGACAUGCUUCUGGACAACUCCGUAUGCAACCGCUCCAACAGAUCCUCUGAUGAGGUCUCUCUAGAACAGGAGUCCGAAGAUGACAUACACUCUUCCCGUAGCUCCCUGGACAGGCAGAGCCACCACCGUGCCAACACAACCAUGCACGUGUGCUGGUACCGCAACACGAGCGUCUCCAUGGCUGACCACAGUGUGGCCGUCGAGAACCAGCUCUCUGGGUACCUGCUGAGGAAGUUCAAGAACAGCAAUGGCUGGCAGAAGCUCUGGGUCGUUUUCACCAACUUCUGCCUGUUCUUCUACAAAACACACCAGGACGAUUAUCCCCUGGCCAGCCUCCCACUGCUCGGCUACGUGGUCAGCUCCCCCGUGGAGGCGGAUGGCAUUCAGAAGGAUUAUGUCUUCAAGCUGCAGUUCAAAUCCCACGUGUAUUUCUUCAGGGCCGAGAGCAAAUACACCUUUGAGAGGUGGAUGGAGGUGAUCAAGAGGGCCACCAGCUCCCCAGCCAGGUCGAGCCUUUUGCUUCCGAAGGACGAGAAGGAUCGGCACACGGACUGAAGGGAGCAGAGCUGGAUCUCUGCCAUAACCAUCGCUAAGAGGCAGGUGGAAGCAGGAGUCUGGGGAGGUGAUAAAGCAGAGAACCAGGAGGCUCAUUUCUACCUGGUAUGGAACGGGAGAGCUUGGGAGUUGCAGACAGGGAUCAAGCCCACUCCAAAUGGGGUGUGGGAGAGGGUCACGACUGCUCCAGUUGAACCUACUUAGAGAGAAUCUAACAACUGCAGAGCUUUGGCACGUACACCUUGUGGAAGGUGUACUGCUCCAGUUGUAUCUGUACAGUAAUGCCCUUGCCUGCCCCGAAGGUGGCAAAUGCCACCUUUUUUUCACAUUUUGACCGGAUGGUCAGCAUACAUGGGGGAAAGCAGCAGCUGCUGGGGUGUGAGUGGUUCACAGCUGCUGGCAGCAGGCUUGCUGGCUCCCAGGAGUUCCCUUCCCCAAUGCUCACGGCUGGCUCCAGCCACGGUCCCACAGCUGUCCAUGUCAGCUGGCUUGCAGGCCUUAGACUAACAGGGUCCCACAGAUGUAUUAGCAUAACGAGUACAUUUUGAACAGAAACAGCAGCUCUUGCAGAACAGUUCUGCUACUCAGAGGCUGCCAAGGCAACGAUUUUCCAGGGGAAGUGUGAACCUCUGCUGAGCUGCUGAAUGUUGUCAGCGCGCUGCGGGUUGGUGCAGGUGGGGUGUGUGGUUUCUCCUCUGAACUCUGCUAUGGUGCAUGCUGAGAGGGUCACUUACUAGUCUCAUAUCACAGCUCCGGAGUUCCUUUAUCCUGUUGUAGGCGUUACUUAAGGCAUGGGAUGGCAAACACUUCACCCUUGUGUGAAUGACAUUUUCAAGGCAUUUAAAGCAAUCUAGGAGAACGAGCUUCUCGGAAAGUCACUGUUGCUUGUGCUUCUGUGUCAUGUAAAGACUUUGGAGAAUCCCUUUUCUUACCUUUAAAUAUCGAGUGGGAACCAUCUUCCAUUUCUCGUGAAGGUGUAAAGGUCACUGGAUUCCAGGUGGAGCAUUAGCGUGCCAGGACUCCAUUAAACCUCUGUAUUAACGCUGA
Messenger RNA from Gallus gallus (chicken), 4602 nucleotides. It is a transcript of the gene FARP2, whose product is annotated as FERM, ARH/RhoGEF and pleckstrin domain protein 2. Gene Ontology annotation, molecular function: guanyl-nucleotide exchange factor activity. Bases 400 to 3555 code for a protein of 1051 amino acids. Gene Ontology annotation, cellular component: cytoskeleton. The record is from RefSeq and is a predicted model, not a curated record. Lineage: Eukaryota; Metazoa; Chordata; Aves; Galliformes; Phasianidae. The transcript has 27 exons.